This is a messenger RNA of Babesia bovis T2Bo, 2586 nucleotides long. RefSeq names its product Ion transport family protein. Gene Ontology annotation, biological process: monoatomic ion transport; transmembrane transport. Gene Ontology annotation, molecular function: voltage-gated sodium channel activity. The transcript has a single exon. Gene Ontology annotation, cellular component: plasma membrane; voltage-gated sodium channel complex. NCBI's taxonomy places the organism in Eukaryota, Apicomplexa, Aconoidasida, Piroplasmida, Babesiidae. The coding region runs from base 466 to 2517 and encodes 683 amino acids. The record is from RefSeq and is a predicted model, not a curated record.
UAUAUUUGAAUGGCUUUUCAGCAUUAUUGGUGGUUUCACUAAUUGUAUAUUAAUGUAGUUAUCUUUGUUUCGUUUUUUUAUCGCUAUAUCUAUGAUUAUCCUGUGACAUAUCUUCUGCAUCAUAGUCGUUUAAGGGUGAGAAUAACCCCUUUUAUGACGAUAUCAUGUAAUUUAUGUGCUACUGUACUUCAGAAUUAAUAUCUACAUUUUGGAGUACAAUUUGCACCGUAUUAUUCUGAAUCAAGUGUCAUUCAUCAUUCCUAGGACUAUUGCUCUUCACGCUGGUUAUUCAUUCAUUUUUAUUAAUAGCGUGAUGUAGUUUUGGGAUUGUUUGACAUUCAUUUCGGUUUGUAUCUAUUGCCUUAGGAAGUAUUCUGUGGCUAAUAUCGAUUAUAUUUCGUUAGUCUUGUACCGUGAGGCUACAAUUGCUCUGGUUACCCAUCCGUUGUAUAUUGCCCUGGAAGGAUGGAUCGCAAUCCAGGUGGUGUGAAUGGCUCUGGCCGUGAUUUCAUGACAAAUAAAAACGACGAGUCAUCAACAGUGUAUGGUAGAGCGAUGGAUUCCAUUGUGCCCUCGUCAUAUUCAGGUCCUGACCAUAAAGGUUUUGGUGGAUCUGUAUCGGGUGCUUCUAACAGCGCUCUUACCCCGUUGCAUAAGCUAAUUGCUGGUAUCGACAAGCGUGUUAAUGGUAACCACCAUGGCUCUAGUUUUGAGACUGAUGCGUCUGCCGACACUUCAAUGAUCCCCCUAAAAUACUGUGGCAGUAGUAUGUUAGAUGCCAGUCGUUUUCGUGAAGAAUUCCGUAUUAUUAUGCGUAACAAAAGUGGUCUUGGUUUCCGUUUACGUGAGAAUUUUUAUUAUCGUAUUGUGUAUUUAUUUAUGAUUGCUUUGUAUGGUAUACUACUUGGUUGGAGUACUUCUUUAGAUUGGUCUCGUUUAUCAGGUCAAUGGAUAUCUACUAUCUUGAUAUUGCGUUGGUUAUUUGUUUUUGUAUUUGUCUUUGAUGCGGUUAUCCAAGGAUCUCGUUUUACGAAUUGGAAGCUUUACACUGAGCCUGAAUUUAUGGUAGACGUUUGCCUUUUGAUUUGUGAGGUUGGUACUCUUGUGUUUCAGACUAUUAUGAUAUCACGCCACUGCGUGAAGCCCGAGGAUCCAGGUGAAUUCUGCCGUAUUUACAUGCACAGUCUUAAGUUAUGGUCAUGUUUACCAUUGUUGCGUUUUUACAAGCUGUGCAAGUGCAAUGCGGAGCUGCAUUACUUGUCCAAGGGUAUUAUAUUGAGUAUCAUAUCACUGUUUUGGACAACACUUUUUGUAUGUAUGGUGCUUUAUGCAUCUGCUAUCUAUGCUACAUGGCGUUUUACCGAUGUCGUUGACGAAACCAUGAGUGAGCAUUGGGGUACUCUAGGACGAUCGAUGUAUACGUUGUUUACCAUAUUGACUCUAGAGGGUUGGAACGAGAUUAGUAGUGAGACUGCUAAUCACUAUCCCAACUGCAAGUUGUUCUUUGUUUUAUUUGUUUCAUUUGGUACAUUGACUGUGAUGAAUGUUGUUACUGGUAUCAUUUUGAACACAUUUCUGAGUUCCAAUGAGAAGUUAAGUGGCGAAGCUGUGAGCAAGGAUCGUUGUGACCGUUAUAUGCGGAUGUGUCAGGCAUUUCGUAAGGUUUUGGGUAAGCCGGAGGCAGCGGAUGAGCCUCGUAAUGAGUCUUAUCAUCCCCCUGAUGACUGUGAAUCAUGUAAGUUACGCGCUAUAUCUGAAGAAGAUGGUACCAAGCCUGGUAACAAUAUAGUAUCUGCCAUAACCCAUGUUGGUAAUGACUUUGUCUGUCGCGUGCGCAACGCCUUUGCAGGCCACAAGGAGAGUUCUAACACUGGAUCGGACCUUGAGCAUGGCACACCACACACUGAAGGCGUUAAACCGGCUUCCGAGGAAGCGGUUGCGGAUCAGGCAAUGCCACCGGAACCUGAGGUGGACGUUGCAGUAAAUCGUCAGACAAGUCCAUUACUUCGUUCACUUAUGGACGAAGAAGAUUUGAACAAAAUACAGGAACCGCCUAUAUCCAACAUAUACAAGCAAUUUGCCGACCUAACACCUAUGCCAAAUGCCCCUGUCCCAGGUGAUAUGCAAGGCCGCAACACUAAAAGAACUACCAUGCUCUUCAAGGGUGAAGGGGUAUAUGACACUAUCAUUGACAUGACUGUUUACGAACCUUGCGAGAUUCUAUCCGAUAGAAGGAUCAAACGUAUUCUUCGUGUAGCUGAUGUGCCAAUGUAUCAAGCAUACGAAGUACUGAAGCUAUACUAUGACCAUGGACUUCGGCGUGUAACGGUGACCGAAUUUGCUGUUGCGUGCGAGCGCAUGAACGGCACUGCUACUGGUAAAGACCUUCUAUCAUUCGAGGUUGGAUUUGCCAGUAGAAUUGCUAAUCUCGAAUCACGUAUCGCACAGCUUAACGAUAAGUUGGACGCGGUGCUACAACGCUGCUUCACGGGACAUGGCCCGUCGUCACAAAUCUAGCUAUCUCUGCGGAUUAUCGUGUUUAAAUGUAGAUAUGUUUCUAUUUUUAGUCGUAUGUGUAUCUCUAUG